CCAGGAUACGGGCCCUUUCAGUCACUAGGUAAAGGUAGAAAAUUCCCGACACGCGCUCCUGCCUUGCUCCGAAAAUAGCUGGCCAGAGCUGGUGGGUGGUUCUGAUACGGAAAGUCUAACCACAAUUCAAGUCAAGUACCACCAAGAAGAUGAGUUCGUUCCGGUUCGAAAUGAUCCCUGGGGGUACGAUUGUUCUGUUGCUGCUGUCACUGAUGGCUGUGAUGAUUAAUGUGGCCGAUUGUUCGUUGCCUGACACUCUCAAAGUUUGUUCGCGUAAUGAAACCAAGAUGAAUGAGUGCAUCAUCGAUGCGGUGGAACACAUUCGGAAGAAUAUGGCCACCGGGGACUUUGGAGCAGACUUCAACGUACCACGAAUCGAACCACUGUUUAUCGAGCAGGUUAAGAUGCAAAACGGUCGAGAUCUGCAGGCGGUGGUCAACAAGAUCAACGUUUCCGGCUGUAGCACGUUCAAAUUCGAACGGAUGCAAUCGAAACCAAUGAAUUUAUCAUUCGAUUUUGUGAUUUCUAUACCGCGGCUCAAUUUUACCGGAAAGUAUGCCCUGAAGAUGAAACUACUGCUGUUGAAUCUACAGGGAAAAGGAGACAUUAAUGGAACACUGAAACCAGCCCUGUCCGUUUGCAAUACUAGGGACCCGAGUGUGGAUAAGUGCAUUAUCGAUGUGAUCGAACGGAUUCGGCCGAACAUCGGUUCCGGCAAUUAUGGUUCGGAAAACAAACACCCCCCGAUGGAACCGAUCGUGCUUGAGAGUAUUCGUAUCGAGCGUGGUCCGUCCUUUUCGGCUAACUUCUCCAAUCUGGUGAUCAACGGAGCGACCAAGUUUGUCAUCAAGAAGCUCAAGACGGAUUUCAGCCAGAGGAGAAUUAACGCCAGCGUUAUUCUGCCAGUGUUGGAUGUCCUGGGCAAAUACUCGCUGAACAUGAACAUUUUGGUCCUGCGCAUCAGCGGCGCUGGUGAUAUUCGCGUUCAGCUCAAUGACACCAAGGCAAUCCUCCGGCUGGAGUACUUCACGGAAAAAAUCGACGGCAAGGAGUUUGUCCGCUUCCAGCCGAUCGAUCUGAAGCUGAAGUUCGAUAAGGCCUCCUUCCAGCUGAAAAACCUCUUCAACGGUGACCCGAUGCUCGAGAAGGUAGGUAACGAUGCGAUCAACGAAAAUCCGCACGUGCUACUGGACGAGGUGAAACAAUCGUUCGAGGAGGGACUGGCGGAAAAGUUCACCGCCACCGCUAACAGUCUGGUGAAGAAUUCCGAGGUGACUGAAAUUUUCCCCGCCAAGGAGUAGUGACGCCAUCGUUGGAAGGGCGGUACUUUGAUGGUUGUGAUUAGAAAGGGGCUCUGUAAUAAAGAGGAGAUUUACGUAAGCAA
Wyeomyia smithii (pitcher-plant mosquito) is the source of this 1384-nucleotide messenger RNA. RefSeq lists its product as uncharacterized. The record is from RefSeq and is a predicted model, not a curated record. The transcript has 6 exons. The coding region runs from base 150 to 1301 and encodes 383 amino acids. NCBI's taxonomy places the organism in Eukaryota, Metazoa, Arthropoda, Insecta, Diptera, Culicidae.